GUUGACCUCAAAAAAGUUUUGUCAGGACAUUAUUCCACAUCUAUCAAUCCAAAACAGUUGCAAACUCUCAGCAAAGGAUUUGAAAUCACUCUAUUGCAGCCAACCACAAUUCACAAAGUUAGAACUUACAGAGAUUGGAGCAUCACAACCAACCUCUGGGUUAAAGUGCUUGCUUUCAUCAUGCCAUGGAGAGAAUCAGAGUUGUGA
Molecule: messenger RNA, 207 nt
Organism: Suillus bovinus
Lineage: Eukaryota; Fungi; Basidiomycota; Agaricomycetes; Boletales; Suillaceae
Exons: 1
Source: RefSeq, a predicted model, not a curated record